This is a messenger RNA of Hibiscus syriacus, 875 nucleotides long. Its product is annotated as probable calcium-binding protein CML25. Gene Ontology annotation, molecular function: calcium ion binding. Bases 104 to 715 code for a protein of 203 amino acids. The record is from RefSeq and is a predicted model, not a curated record. Lineage: Eukaryota; Viridiplantae; Streptophyta; Magnoliopsida; Malvales; Malvaceae. The transcript has a single exon.
CCUAUUUCCAUAUACGACCCAAUUUCCCUUUUUUAUUCCAUUUUCUUCAUAACUUUUCUCAUCGAUCUUUGAGUGUUUUUUAUCACAAGGAGAUUUCAAGCUAAUGGGAUUUGGGACGAUUUUCAAUCGAAAGAAGAAGCGAGGUUCUACGAAUUCAGCUGCUUCUUCACCGCAUGUUCCAUCAAAGGAAUCGUUGUUCAUUCAAUCCCCGAAGCGAUCUUCCUUAGGAAAUUUCACCCAGACCCAACUCCAAGAAAUCGAAGAAGUGUUUAAAAAGUUUGACGUCAACGGUGACGGCAAGAUCUCGGCGUCGGAGCUCGGUUCCAUCUUGAAAUCACUCGGCCAACGGCCCUCCGACGAGGAACUCGACGACAUGAUCAAGGAAUUCGACGCCGACGGCGAUGGGUUCAUCGAUUUCCACGAGUUCAUCGAGCUGAACACCAAAGGGAUCGACUACGAAGAGGUUCUGGAGAACCUGAAGGACGCUUUCUCCGUCUAUGACAUCGACGGUGACGGUUCGAUUUCGGCCGAGGAACUCCACGAAGUGCUUCAAGGCCUCGGGGAUGAGUGUUCGAUCGCCGAGUGUAGGAGGAUGAUAAGCGGGGUGGAUAAUGACGGGAAUGGGAUGAUUGAUUUCGAGGAGUUUAAGGUAAUGAUGAUGGCCGGGGCCACUUUUGGUUCCAUUGAAUCCGAUAAGAGAAAUGUUGCUGUCUAAAUCAAUUCAUCAUUGGUUUUUCUCUCUGGUAAUUUUCCUGGAUUUAUCUGAUUAACUGGUUACAAGCAGCAGCUUGUUUAUUACUUAAUUAUGAUCUUAUGGAGAUUUGUGUAUAUUUUGAACUCUUUUCAAUGGAAUUUAAUGAACAUUAUACGGUAAA